Molecule: messenger RNA, 922 nt
Organism: Penaeus monodon (black tiger shrimp)
Lineage: Eukaryota; Metazoa; Arthropoda; Malacostraca; Decapoda; Penaeidae
Exons: 5
Coding region: 177-797 (206 amino acids)
Biological process (GO): protein O-linked glycosylation via N-acetylgalactosamine
Cellular component (GO): Golgi membrane
Molecular function (GO): beta-1,3-galactosyl-O-glycosyl-glycoprotein beta-1,3-N-acetylglucosaminyltransferase activity
Source: RefSeq, a predicted model, not a curated record
AAACAGAGCCAGAAAAAAAAGAAAAAAGUAUAUAUAUAUAUAUAUAUAUAUAUAUAUAUAUAUAUAUAUAUAUAUAUAUAUAUAUAUCUUAUUCACCCUUGCAUUUCCCCAACCACUUUCAGGACGAAGCGUCGUGGGACUGGUGGAUUCGGAAGGAGCUAAUAGGCGGACGGGACAUGCUCAUGCCCGAAGUCCCUCGCACGAGACACAUGGGCGCCGGGGGAGUCCACAUCUCAGGUUUCGAUCAGAUUCUCUUCAGCAGUCAGCCGAUCACCAAUGACUCUCACACGGUCAUCGAUGUCGACAGCGCCCUAACACCCACUUACCAAGAGCGCCUUCAGGAGGAGCUGCAUUCCGCGCUCGUGGUUGUGAUAAGGUCUCAUCCCUGCGAAGACGUGCCGCUGCCCACGCAUCAGACCAACAAGCAUUACGUCAUUUACAUAUACCAACCGACCCAGAGUGAUAUUUACCAUUCGUACUUCGUCAUUGCCCAGUGUCUUGGCAUCAACGAACGCGACAUGCACGAGAGUUACAUGAUGCUGGUAACUUUCCCCUUCUACGGCAACCAGGUCUACGUGGUGGCCUGUCCUAACUCUCCUUACUGCCACCCUCGCCAUCCUUCCCAGAUCUACCAUGCCACGGAGGAUGACGUCGACAUAGCGAAGGCGAAUCCUUUCAGAAUGCCUCUCCUUCAGGUGUCCUACGGGAUUAGGACGCCCGCCAAGGAUCCUUGGGACGAGUUUACACUAAUGAACCGUCUUGUCGUUAACUAUACGAUAGGAAGUGAUAAUAGGUAGAGGGUUGCCUCAGGGAUGAAAAAUCUAGUUUUUUUUUCAUUGAAAAAUGUAUAUACACUUCUGUGAAAAAAAUGAAAUGUAAAUAACAAUAAAAAAUAUUUGUUCACUUGGUGCUUUAUUAACCU